This is a messenger RNA of Ylistrum balloti, 1152 nucleotides long. RefSeq lists its product as uncharacterized. The record is from RefSeq and is a predicted model, not a curated record. The transcript is spliced from 10 exons. Bases 1 to 1152 code for a protein of 383 amino acids. Gene Ontology annotation, molecular function: signaling receptor activity. Lineage: Eukaryota; Metazoa; Mollusca; Bivalvia; Pectinida; Pectinidae.
AUGGGAUUCAUAAUAAUGUUUGGUGUUGUUGUUACAUUGAGUGUUAUGCUAAGAGAAGCAAAUGCUGUAAAGUGUUUUACUUGCGACCGGAUGGCUUAUCCAAGAGACUGUCCCUUCAUUGCCGAAUGUGGUCCACAUGAGGAAUGUUAUUUACGAAAAUACGAAACAGUGGAUGGACAUGCAUUUUUCUCUUCUGGUUGUCGAGAUAGACUUAUGUGUAGUGCACCUGGGAGACGUGACGUGAUGUCGGAUGUAGUGGAACGUUCUAAUUUUGGACAGGAAGUCCUGGUCUGUCAAGAAUGCUGCGACACAGAUCACUGCAACUAUGGUGGAUGUGGCGAACCGGGUUUCCCUCCACGUGGCUCUAGAGGACCAAUAUGUUACAACUGUAAACAACAACAAACAGAUUCAUCCUGUAAUGAGGUAGCUGUUUGUGGACGAGACCAGGCUUGUUUUGUCCAGGUCGCCUACGAUGUUAUUUACGAUCAUGUGUAUAACAGCUACUGCGGUACAGUUGAUCUUUGCCAGAGAAUUACCAUGGUCGGAAGAAAGCGAGCUUUACCUGUUCAUUGUUGUACGGACGAUUUAUGUAUUUCCGGUUUUAAUUCUACUCACAUACAAACAAAAGCUCCUGCUGCAUCAACGGUUGCUACUCCGGCAGCAACACCAGCAGCAACAGUUGCCCCGGUAACCACUGCUGCUCCACCACCGACUAAUGCCACUGUUCUCCGCUGUCCGCCCAUUACAUCACAGUUCCGGAACUCGUGUUAUUAUUUCUCUACCGAAGUAAAAUAUUGGAGCCAAGGUCAACAAAUCUGUAUUGCAAGGGGAGGUAAUCUUGCUUCUAUCGACGACAAGGACGAAAACGACUUUAUAGUGAGCAAGCUUAAACAGAUGAUAGCUAAUGGUGAAAUACCAUCUACAAUAUGGGGAUACUAUUUUGGGGCACAUAUUGUGAACGGUCAUUGGGUUAAGCCUGACGGGACUAGCCUGACCUUCACCAACUGGGGACCGGGUGAGCCUGACCUACCUAUCUCCCAGCAUUAUGGACUCAUAUUCCUUCCUGGACAAUAUGUGGGCAAUUACUUAUGGGGCAGUAACGCUGAUAUCGAUGGUGUUGAACGUUAUAUAUGUGAAAUCAAGCUGCACUAA